GAGGAGGAGGCACGCCGCCAGGCUCAGGAAGAGGCACGCCGCCAGGCUGAGGAAGAGGCACGCCGUCAGGCUGAGGAAGAGGCAAGGCUCCUGGCUGAGGAGGAGGCACGCCGUCACGCUGAGGAGGAGGCACGCCGUCACGCUGAGGAGGAGGCACGCCGUCACGCUGAGGAGGAGGCACGCCGUCACGCUGAGGAGGAAGCACGCCGUCACGCUGAGGAGGAGGCACGCCGUCAGGCUGAGGAGGAGGCACGCCGUCAGGCUCAGGAAGAGGCACGCCGUCAGGCUGAGGAAGAGGCACGCCGUCAGGCUCAGGAAGAGGCAAGGCUCCUGGCUGAGGAGGAGGCACGCCGGCACGCUGAGGAAGAGGCAUGCCGCCAGGCUGAGGAAGAGGCACGCCGCCAGGCUGAGGAAGAGGCACGCCGUCAGGCUGAGGAAGAGGCACGCCGUCAGGCUCAGGAAGAGGCACGCCGUCAGGCUCAGGAAGAGGCACGUCGUCAGGCUCAGGAAGAGGCAAGGCUCCUGGCUGAGGAGGAAGCACGCCGUCAUGCUGAGGAGGAAGCACGCCGUCAGGCUGAGGAAGAGGCACGCCGUCAGGCUCAGGAAGAGGCACGCCGUAACGCUGAGGAAGAGGCAAGGCUCCUCGCUGAGGAGGAGGCACGCCGCCAGGCUGAGGAAGAGGCACGCCGUCAGGCUCAGGAAGAGGCACGCCGUCACGCUGAGGAGGAGGCACGCCGUCAGGCUCAGGAAGAGGCACGCCGCCAGGCUGAGGAAGAGGCACGCCGUCACGCUGAGGAGGAGGCACGCCGCCAGGCUGAGGAAGAGGCACGCCGUCAGGCUCAGGAGGAGGCACGCCGUCAGGCUGAGGAGGAGGCACGCCGUCAGGCUGAGGAGGAGGCACGCCGUCACGCUGAGGAGGAGGCACGCCGUCAGGCUCAGGAAGAGGCACGCCGUCAGGCU
Molecule: messenger RNA, 960 nt
Organism: Trypanosoma grayi
Lineage: Eukaryota; Euglenozoa; Kinetoplastea; Trypanosomatida; Trypanosomatidae
Product: neurofilament protein
Exons: 1
Source: RefSeq, a predicted model, not a curated record